This is a messenger RNA of Cataglyphis hispanica, 793 nucleotides long. RefSeq names its product 39S ribosomal protein L43, mitochondrial (gene mRpL43). Gene Ontology annotation, biological process: mitochondrial translation. Gene Ontology annotation, cellular component: mitochondrial large ribosomal subunit. The transcript is spliced from 4 exons. Gene Ontology annotation, molecular function: structural constituent of ribosome. The coding region runs from base 122 to 718 and encodes 198 amino acids. The record is from RefSeq and is a predicted model, not a curated record. Lineage: Eukaryota; Metazoa; Arthropoda; Insecta; Hymenoptera; Formicidae.
CUUCGCGUUUUCCCGACUGCAGCCUAUCAUACUUGUGGCGCCAAGAGUUGUGUGUCUGCUAUAAUUUUAUCUGUCUACUGGAUAUAUAUGAUUAGUAUCGCUUUUUGCUCAACAAGAUAUCAUGUCGAAUAGCCAUCUAUUUCUUCCAUCUGGAUUUCCACGAGCACCUCUUGGUCUUGGAAUCGGACGUUACGUCUGUCAGCUGCAGAGGAUAACUUUAAAGUUCUGCAAAAAUCAUGGCACAAGUAGAGGACUGAGAGGUUUUAUAGAACACGAUCUAGUCCAAUUUGCAAGAGAAAAUCCUGGAGUCGUUGUAUAUGCUAAACCAAGAAGACACAAGCAUCCAGUUAUAGUCGCCGAAUAUCUAAAUGGUGGUAGACAUUGGAUAGAUGUUGCUAAUUAUAGUCGGGAUGAUAUUAUAAAGUGGAUGGAGUUAUUGCGUACACAGAUUCACAACAGUUCUUCAAUGAGACUGCGCAAGCUAUGGCAUACAGAUUUUCCAUCAAUCCAAGGCCCAUGGACACCAUUUACCUUUAAAGAACCAAAAUUAAACUUGGCAAAGUUUCCUAAUAAAGAACUUGGUGCAUCUGUUAAAUUACAUCCUACAGCAACGGAACAACUUAUCGAAUUAUUCAAAGCUCAGCAGUUGGCUAAUGAAAAUAAAACAGAUGAUUCUAUAGCUGUUCAGAAAGAUAAUGAAUAUGUUCAAAAAACAUAAUUUCUAAUAAUUUUCUUCAUUUUCAUUAUUUAUAAUGUAUAUAAUAGCAUAAAAUAUACAGUAUAGAAAAUAGAA